Molecule: messenger RNA, 2122 nt
Organism: Cimex lectularius (bed bug)
Lineage: Eukaryota; Metazoa; Arthropoda; Insecta; Hemiptera; Cimicidae
Exons: 4
Coding region: 86-1444 (452 amino acids)
Source: RefSeq, a predicted model, not a curated record
UAUCAAUGUUCCGCUUUUUCCCUCAUUUUACCACGUUCCAUUUCUAAUAUUAAUUUGUUUUUCCCCGAUGUUUCAGAUCUGAACAAUGAGGCGUGCGUCGUACGUGUCUGGGGAACCUCUGAUCGUCGUCGAGGAGUCAGGGGGCAUCCCGGAGGAAGAGGAGGAAGGCGGCACGAGUGACAACCAGGAGUCGCCGACCAUCCCGGACUCGCCUUCGUUGAACCCCUAUCUUCUCUCGCCGUACAGGGACAUGAGGAAAAGAUCUCUGCCCACGCCCCAAUGUACAUCCGGUAUCACAGCAAGCCAGGUAAGAAGACUGUCAGAGCAAGGUGGCGAAGGUGGGAAAGGUCCUUCGCCUAUGGAGGCUGCCUUCCUGGCCACACUAUCCAGCGCACCUGCACCAACUCCCGGAGGAAGGAGGCACUCAGUGGUGACCAUAUCCAGGGCACCGCCGACGUCCGUUCUCUUCGGGAGGAACAGGAGAGAAUCUAUCGCUGCCUUUCCGACCCAAGGGCUUCCUCUGUCCCGGUUCCCUCGGCGCGAUUCUUCCUCAUCGAUCGCCAGGUCUCCGAGCGUGUCUGGAAGCAACUUCAAUUUACAACUAGACAUAAUGGACGACAUCGCGGACAUCAAAGCCGCCCGGAAAGUCAGACUGAAGAUGUGGCAGACGGACAGCCAGGAGAAAAUAUGCGAAGUGGAACCGCUGGAUGGAGCAGGCUCUACAGCUCGCUACCAUCAAAAAGAAAGUAGGAGAUUCUCCGACGUAACUGGUAUUCCUCCAUUGCAAGUACAGUCUAAACGUAGAGCGUCAGAGCUUCCUAAGUUUCAAAGUUCCGGUUCAGCCACACCCCCUACAGACAGGCCUAGCGGCAUUGUCUGUUCUAAUUCCGAUCUAAUGUGCAUCAUGUCAUCACUAACGUCCUCAGCUCAAGAGAUCAAUUCUUCCCAAACGACAACCACCACGACCCCGACGACAUUACCAGAACGUCCUGCACCUCCCAAACCCUCGGCGAUCGAAGACAAACGCAACCUUUUGAAAAACAGCCGGUCCAACAGUUUCGACGUUUCACUCCUGCCGGAAGGGAAAAGCGGAGAGGUAAAAGACAAAGGGGGCGCUCCGGGAAACUGGUUCCUAAGACGGCACCUUCCAAUGGCCAAUAAAAAAUACCUAGGAAAGACUGAAGACGAAGCGGCCUCUCCUGGAAAGAAAAAAAAGGAAAAAGUCGUCUGGGACAAGCCUUCGGGCUCGAUAGUAGAUGCCAAAGUAAUCGGUAGUGCCAUCGAAGUCUUUCUCAACCAAAGAUCCGGUGAAACGACGCCUCAAGAAGCCCCUAAAAAGACCCAGAAGACUUCCUGGUUUGGAGCGGAACCAAAAGAAACUGAUGAAGAAGUGACAUGUGACAACUCCAUCUGCUCCACCCUCAAAGACCUCUUCGUCAAAUAGCUAUAAAUGAUACCCCUGGUAAUAUUCGGGGGUAUUGUUUUAGAUGUUGUCGUUACGAUGAUUUACUUCCAAAAUUAAACAUAUUUGAUAAAACAAUUCUAAUCAAAAUGCGGAAAUUAAAUUUUAAAACAACUUAACUCUUUUGUCGUUUUUUGCAUAUUUAAAACUCAUAAAUGUCUGUUAAAUCCGAGUGACUCUCAUUCCCUUUGUUACAAAUUUCCAUAUAUUACCAAUACCUCUCACCAGAAAUCAUAAAUAAAAAAAUUAUUACAUACCGCAUACAAUAAUGUAUAUAAAUUAGCCAUAUAGUUAUAUUGUGUUACGUAUAAAAAAAAAAAUCCUUCUAAUGAAAGUAGUAAGAAGAAUUUACGCAGGUUGUUCAAUGUGUAGAUUGUGAUCCUACCAGUAAUAUUUUAUUAUUUAUACAAAUUAAAAUAUAUUUACUCUUGCAAAUGGGUAAAGUGUAUGUGAUAUUUGUGAUAGCCAUCAUUCUUAUUCCAUUGUUGUUGACUAAAGGAAUAAAAUAUGUCUACGACAGUUUAAGAUCCAGUGUUUUGCGAAGACAAUGGCCCUUCUUUGUACUUUCCAUUUCAUUUCUAAACAUUGGGUUUUUAUAUUAUAAUACAUUGUUCCAUAUUAAAUAAUAAUCUUCUACAUUUUUAAUGUUGUAAUAUAGGA